This is a messenger RNA of Dioscorea cayenensis subsp. rotundata (Guinea yam), 2010 nucleotides long. RefSeq names its product subtilisin-like protease. Lineage: Eukaryota; Viridiplantae; Streptophyta; Magnoliopsida; Dioscoreales; Dioscoreaceae. Gene Ontology annotation, biological process: proteolysis. Gene Ontology annotation, molecular function: serine-type endopeptidase activity. The transcript has 3 exons. Bases 1 to 2010 code for a protein of 669 amino acids. The record is from RefSeq and is a predicted model, not a curated record.
AUGAAAGCUGAUUGGGAUUUGUCUGCCAAUUGGUCAAUUACCUUUGCUAACUGGGUCGCUAGGAUUGUAGAGAUUAUUUUGAGAAACGAGCUUAUUAAGCUUAUCGGUCUAAAAUCACUAACGAAAGCUGAAGCCACGAGCAUUCCUUCAAGGGAGCGGCCUGUUGCACCCUUCUUCCUUGCUGAUCACAAAGUUCUCUUGGUUCAUGGCCAGCUAUUGCCUAUAGUUAGUGACUAUGGAGAAAACACUAGCCAAAUCCAAACCUACAUUGUUCAUGUUCUUAAGCCAGAGAGGUCAAAUUUCUUGGGCGCUGAGGAUUUAGAGAAUUGGCACAAGUCCUUUUUGCCCAACACUACUCUAGACACAGGCGAGCCGCGGAUGCUUUACUCAUACAAAGAAGCAAUUAGCGGGUUUGCAGCAAGAUUAACACCCGAAGAACUUGGUCCACAAGCAACUCAUUUUUCGGUGAAGGGAUCAUCAUCGGAGUGUUGGAUACAGGUAUUCACUUCCCUCAUCCGUCCUUUGCAGAUACAGGAAUGCCACCACGGCCAAGAGGAUGGAACGCAAGUUGUUACCUACCAAGACGGUCUUGCAAUGGCAAAAGUCAUUGGGGCACAAUCUUUCAAACAAGGUAAUACAACCAUUCCGCCGACUGACAUAGACCAGGGUCACGGUACACAUGUCGCUGGCAUUGCAGCAGGCAACUUCGUGGAUAAUGCAGAAGUCCUCGGCCAAGCUCCUGGAAGGGCUGCAGGGAUGGCGCCAAAAGCAUUUAUAUCAGUGUACAAGGUGUGUUGGAAAGAUAUAGGAUGUGAAUCAAGUGGUAUCCUGGCAGGCAUAGACAAAGCAAUUCAAGAUGGGGUGCAUAUCCUCCAAAUGUCAUUUGGGGCACGACCUCCUUACUUGCCCAACUCCUUUGACGAUGAUGAAGUUGCUGUUGCCACGUACUCAGCAAUGCAGAAGGGGAUCUUCCCAUGCACAGCUGCUGGUAACAAUGGCCCCGACUUGGAGACAUUGAGUCAUGCAGCUCCGUGGGAUAUGGUUGUUGGUGCGACCACGACAGAUAGAAGAAUAAGAGCAACUGUGACGCUCGGAAAUGGGAAGCAAUUCCAUGGAGAAAGCGCUUAUCAACCCAAAACAGUUACAAACAAGUUUCUUCCCCUUGUUUUUCCAGGUAGCAACGGACGUUCAGACCAACUGUCUUGCAAGAAUAAUUCAUUAAAUGGCUUCAAUGUUAGAAAUAAGAUUGUGAUGUGCUAUGUUGGAGAUAUAGAGAAUACUGAAAAAGGUGAUUUCGUCAGGAAUGCUGGAGGUGCAGGCAUGAUCCUCAUGAACUUUGAUGUCUUGGGGUUCACAACAUCUUCAGAACCUCACCCUCUUCCAGUAUCCCAUGUGAGUGAUAAGGACGCCAUUCAAAUUAGAGAUUAUUUUGCUACAAACUCUACACCAACAGCAAAAAUCACCUUCGGUGGCACUAUAUUCGGUGUUCGCCCAGCUCCGGCAUUAGCCUAUUUCUCAUCGAGAGGCCCGGCCAGGUAUAAUGGAAACAUUGUGAAGCCAGAUGUCACUGCACCAGGAGUGAAUAUUUUAGCUGCAUGGCCAGUAGAAGUUGGGCCCUUCCCAUCCGGCCUAAAAAGAAAGACAUUCAACUUCUUGAGUGGCACAUCCAUGGCAACACCUCAUGUUUCCGGAAUUGUGGCUCUUAUCAUGAGCAAGUUAAAAAACGACAACAAACGUCAAUGGUCAACAUCAGAGAUCCAAUCAGCACUCAUCACCACAGCCAACACAUUCGACUUAGAUGGAAGACCAAUCUUUGAUGAAGCAACUUUGAACAACAGUGCCAACAUUCUCCAAAGGGGAGCAGGGCAAGUCAAUGUCACGAAUGCCAUGGAUCCAGGUCUUCUCAUAACAUCGAAAACGGAUGAUUAUGUCGCCUAUCUUUGUGGAAUCUUUUUAAUAGCAGCCAGACAGUGCAAAUCUUCACCAAAAAAACAAUACCCAGUGUACUAG